AUGGCAAAUCAUGGAAAACUAGAAAAAUAUGACUCACAAGAGGAAUGGAGUCAGUAUAUUGAGCGGUUGGAAUUUUAUUUCGAAACAAAUGGCGUGGACGACGGAGAUAAACAGCGAGCGAUAUUAUUGAGUGUUUGUGGUAGCAAGACGUAUAAGUUGAUUCGGAACUUAACCACACCAGGAAACCGUCAGAGAAGACGUUUGCAGAGCUAGUAGAACUUGUACAACAACAUCAACACCCCAAACCGUCGGCAAUAGUGCAACGAUUCAAGUUUAAUACUCGGUUCCGGAAACCUGGUGAGUCAAUUGCUUCGUAUGUAGCUGAAUUAAGAAGUCUUUCAGAACAUUGUGAUUUCAAGAGUACCUUAGAAGAGAUGUUACGUGAUCGGUUGGUGUGUGGAAUAAAUGACGAACAGAUUCAGCGUAGAUUGUUAGCAGAAAGUUCUCUCGACUUUAAGAAAGCCAUGAAAAUAGUUACAUCAAUGGAGACUGCAGUAAAGAAUGCACGAGAUUUAACACAUCAGAUGGCCAAUGCAAAUAUAAAUACUGAGAAACCUACUACAUUACACCGUGUGGACAACCAAAGACAAGGAAACCAACCAUGGUCAAAGCCUGAAUGUGGUCGGUGUGAGGGUAAACAUGACCCUCAAUAAUGCAAAUUUCGUGAUGCUGAGUGUUUCCUGUGCCACAAGAAAGGACGCAUAGCAAGAAAAUGUCGAAGCUACACUAAGGCGACUGGAAAAAAUCAACGAAACGACAACCCUAACUCAGGCACUAGCAGCAACUAUUUAAACAUUAAGGAUGACGAGAUUGAAGAGGAAGAGGACAACUAUGGGAUUUUUAGUCUGGGCAAAGAGCAAGCUGACCCAUAUGUUGUUGAUGUACUGGUGAGCAAUGAAAGUCUAAAGAUGGAAGUAGAUACUGGUGCUGCAGUUAAUGUAAUGAAUGAGGAUACAUAUACAUUAUUGAAGAAAAACUCCCAAACAUAGAGGUGAACGAAUCAUAAGGAAGACUAAAUACCUAUACGGGGGAGCAAGUUAAAGUGUUGGGUCAGGUGGAGACGUCGGUGAAGUAUGAAGAGCAAGAAGGCGUAUGGCCUUCACUAGUCAUUACGGGGAAGGGCCCUAACUUGAUUGGCAGAAAUUGACUUCAAAAGAUUAAAAUAAAUUGGAAGAAUUUAUUUCAGUUAAAAGAAGACAAGAAUACCUCAGUCAAAGUUAAUAAGUUACUUGAGAAGUAUGAGGAAGUAUUUCAUGAAGAGUUAAGAACAUUUUCUGGUCCCAAAGCCAAAAUAUAUGUGGCUGAUGAUGCAAGUCCAAAGUAUUGCAAGGCAAGACCUGUUUCCUAUGCAUUGAGGGAAAAAGUAGUAAAGGAGUUAGACAGAUUGCAAGAAGAGGGCUACUAA
This is a messenger RNA of Paramuricea clavata, 1405 nucleotides long. The record is from the annotation of a GenBank genome assembly. NCBI's taxonomy places the organism in Eukaryota, Metazoa, Cnidaria, Anthozoa, Malacalcyonacea, Plexauridae.